GUCCAUCAUGCGCCAUUAAACCGAGUAUAUAAGUUUUGUAUCGCCAAUAUGCACGGGAAAAUGUGUAUAGUAUAUGGUCUAUGGGUAACGCGCGUGCAUGUCUUUACACCAGAUGCAAUCUAGGCUACGUGAAAGUCCAUUUUAUCAUAGGCUACUCACUUAAACCUGACGUGAAGCAUAAGGCGAAAAUAGUAGACACCUUGGGUUAAUUCAAGACUGUAGUGGCACUGUAAGUUAAAAAUCUAGGCUUUUCAAGAUAAUGGAUUCGAUUCCUGAUAAUUAUAAAAAUAAAUGAAUAAAUACAUAAUCUACGUAAACCAAAGUCUCUGUAUAUAGAUUAGGUCGCAUUACAGAUAUAGUCUAGGGUAUACAGAUAAUUAUGGUGCUUUACCUUAAAGGUUGAUAAAGCGUGAGGAUUAGAUGCCAACGUAUGUGGUGCACCCAGGCAAUUACACACCUUAUUUUUGAACCUGAAUGCAAACUGUAGCACUUCGUCGCCAGAGGAGGGCAUAGUAUCCUUGAUAUCCAAGUGGCGUCAUUGGUUUCCUGGCAACAGUCCGGGCGACCCAUCAAUCAGUGUUACAAAUAGAACACUGAGCCUAAGCGGACUGCAUGCAUGCUGGUAAAAAUCCCGGGGCUGGGACGGAGCGCAGACAACUCUACACCAAGCAAUGGUGCUGCAAAUCUCGGCGAAAUUUCUAUUCCCGCCACUUUUUGUUCUGUAUAAAUAAGUAGAAAAGCUGUUCAAGUCCACGCAAGAAAAAAGAGGAUGCCGAAAGGUUUCACCCGACGUACAUCAGUAACCUACAAACAAGGACAGACGCACGAUUCGUCAUAAGUUGUCAUACUAAGUUGUCAGGAGCAGAGAGUCGUUUCGUUUCACUGUAAGGAAAUACAAGCGCACUUUUUCAUUUUAUUAUUCAAUGGGGUUUGUUUUUACGAAACCCCGAGGCUAAGGACCCCCGUAAAACAUAUGAACCGCUAACUAAUGCAUUGUAUUUAGUUUCUAAAAUAUCAUUUCCUCCCAAAGAAUUCAAUUUUGGAAGAGUAUACUUGCGAUUCCUCCGAGAAGCUACACAGAAAGACUGACCAAAUAGUGACGAAUGAUGGUGAAAUUCCAUAACUCGGACCUAUGGAUUGCUUGGGUGGCUGUACUUUGCAUGGAAGGCUUCUCCAGAGCCCUGGAGGUGACGGUGAGUCAGAGCAGUGUCCAGGUGGCCCGGGGCCAGACCGCUCUCUUACCCUGCACCUUCACCACCAGAGCAGCCCUCAACAGCCUCAACAUCAUCUGGAUGGUCACCCCACUGUCCAACGCACACCAGCCUGUUCAGGUGAUCAUCUACCAGGGUGGCCAGGUAUUCACCAUACCCAAUCAGCUGAGUGGAAGAGUGGGCUUUGCCACCACCAUGCCCAGCACAAGUGCCUCUAUUUUCAUCAACAACACGCAACUCUCUGACACAGGGACGUACCAGUGCGUGGUCAACAACCUCCCCGACAGAGGGGGGCGCAAUAUUGGCGUCAUCGGCCUCACCGUGCUAGUUCCCCCUUCCACCCCCUCUUGUAGGAUCCAGGGGAAUUUGGAUGUGGGAAGUGAUAUCAUGCUAAUGUGCUCCUCGGAAGAGGGGAUCCCCACGCCAACCUAUGCCUGGGAGAAGCUGGAGUCCGUGCCCAAACUGCCCUACUCCGCCAUGCAAGACCAGAUGCAAGGCACAGUAGCAUUACGGAACAUCAGCGUGGGAAACUCAGGCCUGUACCAGUGUACAGCGUCCAACGCCAUCGGAACCAGUUCCUGCGUCCUGAACCUGCAGGUCGUGGCGCCUCAGGCCCAGAAUUUGGGUCUCAUUGCGGGCACCAUUGCCACGGGGAUCCUGGCGGUCAUCAUCUGUUCUCUGCUGGUGGUGGUGACGCUCUUCUACUGGAAGAACAAGAACAAGUACGAGGAGGAUGAGAUCCCCAACGAGAUCAGGGAAGAUGACUUGCCGCCCAAGAGGUCAUCGUCAGUGAAGGCGUUCCACGCCGACGCCUCGUCAUCGGAAAACGACACCCUGACGUCCACCAACACCUACAACAGCCGCUACUGGCACAACCCCAAACCGAACUACGACACCAACUCCUACACGCGCUACAACGGGGACACACGGCAGACCUUCUCCUCCGGGCACACGGGGGCGGGCUCGGGGGCCGGCUCAGGGGCGGGCUCGGGGGCGGGGUCGGGCCCGACGCGCCCCGCCUACACCAAUGGCAGCCACACCCUGCCCCCGCCCAAGACUCUGGUGGUCACCACCAACUCGGCCCCCUCUCCGCCCGCCAUGGUGCGCAGCAACGGGUCCAUCAGCCUGAAGCCGGCGGCGCCGCAGGGCCAGCACACGCACUCGUACGCGGUCAGCCAGGCCGCGCUGGAGCGCAUGGGCGCCGUGCCCGUCAUGGUGCCAGCGCAGAGCAGAGCCGGCUCCUUGGUAUGAACACGCUGUGAACACGCAGCGCCGCACCUCUGCUGCUCUCCUCUCCACAGACUGACUUUUACAGCGUAGAGUUCGCUUAAUGCCUGUCUUACAAACACUUCUGUUUUGAAGCAUCACCUGGUAAUAUUCUCUCGCUUUUUUAUUUGAUUUUGUCAUAUUAUAUUUUUUCUUGUUUAUAUUAAAAGAAAAAAUCUGUCAUGUUUUAUACGCUAAAGGGGAAGAGCUUAUGACUGACGUGUGGCAUAAAGGACCUGUGUGCGGUGGGGGUGGGUAACAUGAAGAAAAAUGAGAGUUUAGAAAGCCAAAACCAUAAUGUGUAUUUGAAGUUAUUUCUUUGAAGUUAUUUUUUAGGUUUUGUUUAAAUAAAAUCUAUAUACGCAAUACAUUUAACAUGAUAAAACAAAAUACAAUUCACUCCAGUGGUCUUAAAUAAACACAAUUCUCCAGAAGGGAAAUGGCCUUAGAACUUAGAAAGAGACUUACUAAGAGGUAUGGUCAGGUUCUUGUAAAUAAAAGCAAUGCAUGGUUUCCUGUAACAAAGAGUAGUAUAAAAAAAGUUCCAGUAUAGUUCCCACCAAACUGUAGUACAGUUAGAAUGUCAUGUUAUGACAAUUAGCUGAAACGAGGGAUGGUAUUUUUGGAGAUGGAGUCCCAGAUAGACUGACUCAUGCAUCCCAGAAUCCUUCAUUGUUUUCAGUUGUUUUUUUUUAAAAAAAAACCAUCUCUGGGGAAACUGUCUUUUUUCUUCUAUCUGUGUGAUUUCUUUUUUAUUGGUUUGCACUGUGACAGGAUUUGUCAGAAGAAUGCUGUUUGAUAUUAGAAUGUAUGACGGCUCAGUCUUAUUUGGAUCAGUCUUAAUUUAUUUACUAAAUUCCACCAACAAUUAUUCAUUACUGCGGCUAUUUAAGCUAGGUUUCAGGAAGAAUUAUACUCGAGUAUAACCCACAUUUGUUUGGGACUUAAAAAGCCAAUAUUAUCAAUUAUUAGAAUUAUUAGAUGCGUGAAUGUUAAUAUUGGUUUCACUGUCAGGUUUAUUCAAAUCUUGGAAACCUACUCCCCCUUGAAUCCUGAUUUUUCAGCUCUAAAGCAUGUUUUACAAAGUAAGAUCUCAUUUAAGUUGAUAUAUUUCACAUUCACUCCUGCAAGGUUUUUCUCCUGUUAAAACUAUCUUACACCAGCAUUGCUUUGAAAACAAGAGGUCUAUGUUUUAUUUCCAAUGUACUUUAUAUAUGGUUUCAUGAGAAGGGUUGUUCCCCCUUUGAAAGAAUUGUACUGUAAAUAAAUAUGACUAGGUCAAGUUAUGUUUUUUUAAAUAUUUUAUUUGCCCAACUAUUAUAACUCCUGUGUCUUAAUUGAAUACAUUUCUUAAUUUUAUUAACUUUAGAAACUUAAAAAGGUUUUUGGGGAAGGUGUUGUGCUUCAUUAAUAAGGGUUUUCUACCCCCCAUUGCUACCACUCCAAGUUUAGGGCCAAAGUUAUGGUUACUGCAUGUAAUAGGAACAAGGAUAGAACUAAUACCUGAGUUAAUAAAGAAAUCAGAAUUUCCCUCACAGAGCAUAUGGUGUAUUGUAAUAAUGGUGUACCAUGCAUCAGAAUGCAGACAAUUUCAAUUGAAGUGUGUCUUACACUUUAUCCUCCCUCAUUUAUAUCAUAAUGCUGUGUAGUAGUCUGGUCUUAUAGUGUUGACCUACCGUAAUCUAUUUCCACGCUAUGGUCAGUGUGGCCAUUACUGAUUCUGUUCCCUUUUUACGGCAGUUUAUAUUAGCCUUAACUGAUGCUCCCUAAAGCUUUUUUGGUUUUGGGACUGUAUGUCUUGAUUACAAAAUCUAUGUGCUUUUGGGGAAGAUGAACAGCUGAAGUGGUUAUAACUUUCACUCAUAAUGUGCAAAACCUUUUUUUGAACUUUGAAUUUGUAUGGACGAAUAUAUAUAUAUUUCUUGUUCCUUUUACAUUUCAUUGAGUGAACAAACAAAUAUAAAUGCCUAAUAAAAACAGUAAUACUGUUAAUUGUAUUAAUGAGCAGCCCCUAAAGUUCAGAAAUUUUGGUUGACAUUUGUUUAUAAUUCAUAGCAAAAUAAUUUGACAUUUUGUUUCUCUGCUUUUUGUUAAGCUUCUGUGCAGCAGUUACUGAGAAGCUCCAAGUAAGAAAGCUUAUUAGGAGUGCUUCAUCAAAAAAAAAAAAACCUGUUUUGUUGUCAUUUUGGUACGUCUGAACUCAACAAAGCAAAGACAGUUUUAUUUUCACAGAUGGUGUUCUCUCCAGCACUUCAACAAUUUUGUAAACAUUUUUCCUUCCCAAACAGAUGUAAGACUUUAAUGGUUCUUCAGAUUAUGUGAAGUCACAGAUAAGUAACAUCAAAUGGUAAAAUACUCAUGCUGUCCUUGAAAAGUUACAAAGAUAGUUUAAAUCUUAGGGCUCAUGAAAUCCUUUAACUGUCCUGCACGGUGCACCUCCAUACUGUUUAUAAUUGCUUGGAUGCAAGUAUAGCAAGCUGAGAAAUGUAGGUUUUUUAAAUCAGCUUGACAACAGUUAAAGUACGCAGUUUCCUUCUUACAAAACUGUUGAGUUUAGUGCACUGCUUAGAUUACUCUGGCGUUUUGUGUAAACCUCCUAUGCAAUGACAUUUCAUUGUGUGUCUACAUUGAGAGGACAGAGUGGCGUAUUCUGUGGCAUAGCUGUUCUGAAUAAUAGAGAUUGUCUGAAGAGAGCGGACAAAUCACUUUACAGUUGAUUGCUUUUACAGGACCGCUUGGUCGUGUCAGGCAACUUGUGUGCAUUUAAAAAGUGGAAGCUUUUAUGAAGGGAGAAGCCAAAGUAACCAACUGGAGAACACACCAUCAAUGACUGUAGUAAACUACUGUGGCUCACUGCACCCUUGAGAGUAAAUGCCCCAUUUAAAAAUGUUGAAGACUGCAUCCUUUUGUAAUGUUGUACUGUUUUUUAAUGCACACUUUGACUCAAUGCAUUGUUAUGCAGGUACAAUCAAGAUGCAUCCACAACAGACAUAAAUCAGCGUAAAGGGAAUGUUCUGUUUUUAAGUAAAAGAGUAAAUAAUUUAUUUGUCUCAGGAAAUAGGGUGAAUUUACCACACACUAUAUAAUGCCCAAGACAUGUUGUAUUUGGCCAAAGUAGAAUCAAAACAAAUAUUCAAAUGAAGUUCCCCCAUACCAAAUUAGCAACAACAAGUCUUACUUUGAAUGUCUGAAAACAAAUGUUGUGUCAUUUAUUUAUAAAAGAACCGAGUCCACAUGUCUGUAUGAAAAUUCAGAAAGAUGCAAUGGAUGUUCAAGCUCAAGAAAACCCUUUUGAGUAGAGAGCUACACUAUUAAUGCUGGAUUUCAUUUGGAAAUGCUACAUAAUUACUCCCUCUAAGAUUCACCCAUAGCUGUUCUACAGAUAAAUGGCAGGCAAAAAUCUAGUCUUUUACUUUGGAAAUUUUUGUUUCUUUUUAUUAUUGUUUUUUUAUGUACCAAUAUGCACAGAGCAUUUGUUUUAUGCAAAUAUGCAAUGUGUAAUUUUAUUAAAUAAGCUCUACCUGAGAACCUUUGAGAAAGUAGAAUUCCAAAUUGUUCUAUUUCAGAACUUUGGGUCCAAAAAUGAUUCCAAAAUAUUAUUGUCCAAAACAUUAUUGCAGAUUGCAAAUAUUGAAGCACAACAUUGUUGGAAUUUAGUUCAAAGAUAUACUGGUGUAAAAUGUGUAAUAAUACUACAUUUACUCACAAGGCAGGCACUCAAAAUGAGAGAGUCAGGCUCUGCAACACACACUGGUGAAGGUGGAUAAGCCACUACAUGAGCAGCUGCCCAAAAUUCUGCAGUGUCAGUUCAGUUGUGAAAAGGCUGUUCUUGUUUUUUUAUUUUAACACAAGCCAAGUUUCUUUUCAUGAUUAUUUUCCAAAACACAUGGUUACAAAGGAAGAAAUAAGCAAAAGAAAAAAUCCAAAUGACAUGAUGGGCAUGUUUUAGUAUACAGGUCUGCAGUAUAUUUUAUUAUUAUUAUUAUUUUUUUUUUUUUUUUUUUGGAAAUGUGGAAUUGCACUUCUGAACAUGAAGGCAAAGAUUACACACAGAAAAAUAAUUAAGUUUGCAUUAACAAACUGCUAUUGUUUAUUUAAUUGUCUAUUGUUUUUGUCUACUGACAACGAUUAUGGACCUUAUGAACAAGUUGCAAUGGAUUCUGGAUGCAUUGUUUCAUUUAGUCAUUAUUACAGUUUACUAAUAACUAAAAUAUGUUCAUCUACCAUUUGAGGUAACUACAAAACUUAGCCAGGCUGUGGCCAUAAUUUCAGCAGGUUAUGUGUAUGUAAAUAUAUAUAUGUAUAUUGCCAAUAGUCUACUUUGUAUAUAUGUAAAAUAAUUCUUGUACUUACCGUUGUAUUGAUGUAAAAUAAGAAAAUUAACACUUAAAGUUGUAGUGAAUAUUGUUAAUAAAUUUUAUUUGGUGCUGAAA
This is a messenger RNA of Anguilla rostrata (American eel), 6910 nucleotides long. RefSeq names its product immunoglobulin superfamily member 11 (gene igsf11). Gene Ontology annotation, cellular component: cell-cell junction. Lineage: Eukaryota; Metazoa; Chordata; Actinopteri; Anguilliformes; Anguillidae. The record is from RefSeq and is a predicted model, not a curated record. The transcript has 7 exons. Bases 1104 to 2462 code for a protein of 452 amino acids.